AUGCCGGCCCAUCUUCAUGCCCACCUGCACGGUGCUCCCUCCGUGACUUCCAACCCGGAAGUGGAGAGCCAGGCCGAUGCUAUCUCUUCACCUCGAGUACAUCUCUCUCACGAAGACGAAGAUGCGAUCGCAGACAUCCAUCGCACUCUGACGAAUAUAAGCAAUCAUACCCCACCCCAAGAGUAUCCCGAGCCACAUUCCUCGUUCGACAAAUUCCUCGAAGCCGAACUCCAAGCGGGUCGCAAGAAAUCCAACCUGGGCGUCUGCUUCCAGUCCGUCUCCACCUGGGGAGAUGGCGACGACCAUGCCAGUGUUAAGACCUUAGGAACGGCCCUCUGGCGCACGUUGACCUUCCAGGACGUGUAUGAAUGGACCGUCAAGCCCUGGCUGUCCGCCAAAAAGCCCCACGAGGGGCGUGAAUUGAUUCGCGAUUUCUCUGGCGUCGUGAGAAGUGGCGAGAUUAUGCUUGUUCUGGGGAGACCGGGAGCUGGUUGCUCAACUUUUCUGCGCACCAUCGCCGGUCAUCAUUCAUCUUUCCUCGGCGUGACGGGCUCCAUCGACUACUCGGGCCUAAGCCUCGAGGAGGUCAAGACGCAUUAUCGUGGCCAGGUGGCCUACGUGCCCGAGGAUGAUGUGCAUUUCCCCACCCUCACGGUGCGGCAGACCCUGGAGUUUGCGCUCCAGAGCAAGUCGCCCAAAAGAUAUCAAGAACGAAUCUCGAGAUAUCUUGAGAUCUACGGACGAGUAUUUGGCAUGUCCCAUACCAUGAACACGCUCGUUGGGAACGAGUACAUUCGAGGCGUGUCCGGUGGCGAGCGUAAACGCAUUUCCAUUAUCGAGUCUCUGGCCACCGACUCAUCCGUUAUGUGUUGGGAUAACUCCACCAGAGGCUUGGAUGCCUCGUCAGCUCUGGACUAUGCACGUAGCCUGCGAAUCAUGACUGAUACGUGUGGCAAGGCAACGCUGAUGACGCUCUACCAGGCAUCGGAUGCCAUCUAUGAACUGGUUGACAAGGUACUCUUGCUGGACGAGGGUCGGAUGAUUUACCAAGGUCCGGCUCGCGAUGCGAAGGGUUACUUUGAAGGUUUGGGAUAUGAAUGCGCCGAAAUGCAGACGGUCUCGGACUUCUUAACUAGCAUCACUGUUCCUGAGAGGCGGCGUUUCAAACCGGGGUGGGAGCAGCGCACCCCGAAAGGACCCGUCGAACUGGAAGAGGCGUUCAGGAAAAGUUCGGCGUACAAGAAGAUCGAAUACGACGUCGAAAACUACGAGGACCAACGUUUCGGGGCCAAGAGUACCAGAGCAUCCCAGUCUGCUUCAGAUUGUGGAAGCGUGGAAGAAUUCAAAAAGGCUGUGCAGACCGACAAGUCUCGUUUCGUGUCACCCAAGUCCCCGUACACCAUUUCGUUGUUUCGGCAAGUCAUGUUGUGCGCGAAACGUCAGAUCUGGCAGAUCAGAGGCCACAUGUCGCCUUUGUAUAUCAAGCUGAUUUCGGCGGUCGUUUAUGGUCUGCUGGUCGGGUCCAUGUUCUAUAACCAACCUCAAACCACCGACGGAAUGUACUCUCGGGGUGGUGUGAUCUUCUACUCCGCCAUCCUUCUGGCGUGGCUGCAAAUGUCCGAGCUGGAAGACGCUAUGCAAGGUCGAGACAUUCUCAGUCGCCAGAAGAAAUUUGCUUUCGUCCGACCCAGCGCGGUAUGCUUGGCCAGAGUCAUCGCCGACUUCAUGGUCGGGGCUGCUAUAACGUUCCUAUAUCUCAUUGUUGUGUAUUUUCUGUCGGGUCUCAAGGUGGAUGUGAGUUCCAAUACCGAGUCAUCACGGAUUCUAGUCUUUGGCUUAGCUAAUAAUUUGAUCACCAGGCCGGCUCCUUCUGGAUCGACUUCCUCUUCAUUUAUCUUUGCACCAUCUGCCUGA
Messenger RNA from Aspergillus melleus, 1914 nucleotides. RefSeq lists its product as uncharacterized. The record is from RefSeq and is a predicted model, not a curated record. Gene Ontology annotation, molecular function: ABC-type transporter activity; ATP binding; ATP hydrolysis activity. The coding region runs from base 1 to 1914 and encodes 637 amino acids. The transcript is spliced from 2 exons. Gene Ontology annotation, cellular component: membrane. Lineage: Eukaryota; Fungi; Ascomycota; Eurotiomycetes; Eurotiales; Aspergillaceae.